Messenger RNA from Balearica regulorum gibbericeps (East African grey crowned-crane), 857 nucleotides. The record is from RefSeq and is a predicted model, not a curated record. Lineage: Eukaryota; Metazoa; Chordata; Aves; Gruiformes; Gruidae.
AUGGACUUGCUGUCUGGAACCUACCUCUUGGCAGUCUUAUUAGCCUGUAUUGUAUUUCAAUCUGGCGCACAGGAGAAGAAUUACACCGUGCGGGAAGAACUGCCUGAAAAUGUCCUCAUUGGCAAUUUGCUCAAGGAUCUUAACCUAACGCUCGACCCAGAUGUGCCCCUUUCCUCACCGCUACAGUUCAAGCUUGUGUAUAAGACUGGGGAUAUACCAUUAGUACGCGUGGAGGAGAACACUGGUGAGAUAUUCACAACUGCAAACCGCAUAGACCGAGAGAAGCUGUGCGCUGGCAUCUUUAGUGAGAAUCGCUGCUUUUAUGAGGUGGAGGUUGCUGUUUUGCCUGAUGAAGUUUUCAGACUGGUCAAGAUCAGAUUUCUGAUACAGGAUAUAAAUGACAACGCCCCCCUGUUCCCCUCAACAGUUAUUAACAUCUCUAUCCCUGAAAACACAGCAAUUAAUUCUCGCUAUUCUGUCCCAUCUGCCAUCGAUCCGGACAUUGGUGUGAAUGGUAUUCAACAUUAUGAACUCCUUAAGGAAAAGGGUGGGGGGGAAAAAGCAAAAUCAGGAGUCCAUGGGAUUGAGUGCGCAACAGUUCAGAUUGCCACGAUACCGAUCUUUUGGGAGUUUAUUUUUGGACUGUGUGUUCAGAAACAGAAUGUAACAGAUCAGCAGAAUGAUAGCAUAUUUGUAUCACACAACAUACAGAGAAGUGGGGAAACAGCAGCACAUGAAGCUGUCUUGUCUUCUGAACAGGAUGGAUCUAGCAGGGCUGAUAUGACGGUGUUGUGGGGAAUUUUGGGAAGCACCAGAUACGACGAUGAUGAUGGGCAGGACAGCAUACUUGGAGGAUG